This is a messenger RNA of Racocetra persica, 395 nucleotides long. NCBI's taxonomy places the organism in Eukaryota, Fungi, Glomeromycota, Glomeromycetes, Diversisporales, Gigasporaceae. The record is from the annotation of a GenBank genome assembly.
CUCUUAACUUGGGCACAAUAUACAAAGAUUUAAGAAUAAAUUUAGCAUGGAGUUUAGUCGAAGAAUCGUUGGAAAUGAACGAAAAAUUACAUAUGCGAAAAAAUAAAGCAAAAAUUCAAUCAGAAUUACAUAAUCAAAAUUCGGAAAAAAAGUCUGUUUAUGUUACAAAAAAAUUUGACUUACCAAUUGCACGAUUACAGCCACAAAGCCAUUAUCCAGAAUGGCGUGAAGAGAGAGGUUCAUGUAUUUGGUGCCGGUUUCAAUACAUGUCUGAGCAUGGAAGACACGACAAGAAUUCACCACAAAGUUAUAUGUGGUGUACAGUGUGUAACGUUCCUUUAUGUAUUAAUAAGCAACGCCCAGAUUGCUUUAUUAAGUACCAUGAACAUAAAUAA